Messenger RNA from Exserohilum turcica Et28A, 867 nucleotides. RefSeq lists its product as uncharacterized. The record is from RefSeq and is a predicted model, not a curated record. Gene Ontology annotation, biological process: ceramide transport; intermembrane lipid transfer. Gene Ontology annotation, cellular component: cytoplasm; cytosol; membrane. Gene Ontology annotation, molecular function: ceramide 1-phosphate transfer activity; ceramide 1-phosphate binding. The coding region runs from base 42 to 659 and encodes 205 amino acids. Lineage: Eukaryota; Fungi; Ascomycota; Dothideomycetes; Pleosporales; Pleosporaceae. The transcript is spliced from 3 exons.
AUCCCCCUGCAUCAACAACACCCCUCCCAAUCAUCCCCACAAUGGCAGCUGCAAUCCCCCCAGGCGGAACCUUCUUCGACACGGUCCAGAAGAGGUUCGUCGAUGUGCCCGUCGACGAGUCCAAGGACAAUGCCAUCCAGACGACCGACUUCCUCGAGGCUGCCGAGGGCCUGACGACGCUCUUCGAUCUCCUGGGCUCGGCCGCCUUCAAGCCUGUCAAGAGCGACAUGACUGGCAACAUCAAGAAAAUCCGUGACAGGCAGCUCGCAGCACCCACACUCUCCGAGACUCUCCAGGACCUUGUCCUCAACGAGCUCAAGGAGAAGAAGCACACUGCCACCGAGGGCCUUGUCUGGCUCAACCGUGGCCUCGACUUCACUGCUCAGGCUCUCCGCCACAACAUCACCAAUGUCUCGCAUGAGCUCGCCGAUUCGUUCCGUGAGGCCUACGGCAAGACGCUUAAGCCCCACCACUCGUUUAUCGUCAAGCCCAUCUUCAGCGCCGCCAUGAGCGCGACACCAUACCGUGCCGAUUUCUACAAGAAGCUCGGCGAGGACGAUGCAAAGGUCCAGGCUGAGCUGGAGACGUACCUGUCUGCGUUGGAGAAGGACGUUGGCAUCCUGAACGAGUUCCUGGCCCGGAAGGAGGCCAAGUGGUAGAUCCACUGUGUCUACACAAGUUAAAAAAAAGGAAUAACGAAAGGUUGGGUUGAGAAUCGGCCAGCGCCGUUGAUGUGUCAUGUUGUUACGACGAGCAUGAUGAAUAUGAGCAGAUUAGCUCUCCCGCACGAAGCCUCGUUUCCUGCUGCCUGUCUGCGUGAUGUUCUUUUCGUGCUUCUCAGUCCGACCUUUUUCUCUGAAAUACAAA